AACAACCGCUGACUCCCGGGUUCCUGGGAGGCUGUACCUCUGUCCCUCUGCUCCAGGUCAAACCGGCUGUAUGCUUAGCCUCAGGAACAUGCGGCAGGUGGCAGCCCACGGCCCAUGGCAGUCUCCUGAAUAUUUACGCAUUGCCGAAUCUCCUGUGGACAAACCACCAACAGGCCAGGACUGUCCCGUGGACAGACGGGGUGAGCCUCUUCCUGUGUCUGGAGAUUCUGAAAAGAUUUGAUCACCAGGCAGGAGAUUUUUCGGGACAUUACCAGACCACUCAUUUUCGUGGCUGCCUCUGGGUGAUGAUGGCCGCAUGAGCACCCGCCAUGGCCCACCGGAAGCGUGAGAACGCGGGGAGCGGCAUGUUGGACCAUAGGGUGAGACCGGGUCCUGUCCCCCACAGCCAGGAGCCCGAGAGUGAGGACAUGGAGCUGCCCUUGGAGGGCUAUGUGCCCGAGGGCCUGGAGCUGGCUGCCCUGCGGCCAGAGAGCCCCACGCCCGAGGAACAGGAGUGCCACAACCAUAGCCCUGAUGGGGACUCCAGUUCUGACUAUGUGAACAACACCUCCGAGGAGGAGGACUAUGACGAGGGCCUCCCUGAGGAGGAGGAGGGCAUCACCUACUACAUCCGCUACUGCCCUGAGGACGAUAGCUACUUGGAGGGCAUGGACUGCAAUGGGGAGGAGUACCUGGCUCACGGCGCGCACCCCGUGGACACUGACGAGUGCCAGGAGGCGGUGGAGGAGUGGACGGACUCCGCGGGCCCACACCCCCAUGGCCACGAGGCUGAAGGCAGCCAGGACUACCCGGAUGGCCAACUGCCCAUCCCGGAGGAUGAGCCGUCUGUCCUUGAGGCCCACGACCAGGAAGAAGACGGUCACUACUGUCCCAGCAAAGAGGGCUACCAGGACUACUACCCCGAGGAGGCCAACGGGAACACGGGCACCUCCCCCUACCGCCUGAGGCGCGGGGAUGGGGACUUGGAGGACCAGGAGGAGGACAUCGACCAGAUAGUGGCAGAGAUCAAGAUGAGUCUGAGCAUGACCAGCAUCACCAGUGCCAGUGAGGCCAGUCCCGAGCAUGGGCCUGAGCCGGGGCCUGGGGACUCUGCAGAGGCCUGCCCACCCAUCAAGGCCAGCUGCAGCCCCAGCAGGCACGAGGCGAGGCCCAAGUCACUGAACCUCCCUCCCGAGGCCAAGCACCCCGGAGACCCCCAGAGAGGCUUCAAGCCCAAGACCAGGACCCCAGAAGAGAGGCCGAAGUGGCUCCCAGAGCAGGUUUGCAAUGGUCUGGAGCAGCCAAGGAAGCAGCAGCGCUCUGAUCUCAAUGGACCUGUUGACAAUAACAACAUUCCAGAGACAAAGAAGGUGGCAUCAUUUCCAAGUUUUGUGGCUGUUCCAGGACCCUGUGAACCAGAAGACCUCAUCGAUGGGAUCAUCUUUGCUGCCAAUUACCUGGGGUCCACCCAGCUGCUGUCAGAACGGAACCCUUCCAAAAACAUCAGAAUGAUGCAAGCGCAGGAGGCCGUCAGCCGGGUCAAGAGGAUGCAGAAGGCUGCUAAGAUCAAGAAAAAAGCGAAUUCUGAGGGGGAUGCCCAGACACUGACGGAAGUGGACCUCUUCAUUUCCACCCAGAGGAUCAAGGUUUUAAAUGCAGACACGCAGGAAACCAUGAUGGACCACGCCUUGCGUACCAUCUCCUACAUCGCCGACAUUGGGAACAUUGUGGUGCUGAUGGCCAGACGCCGCAUGCCCCGGUCAGCCUCUCAGGACUGCAUCGAGACCACACCCGGGGCCCAGGAAGGCAAGAAGCAGUAUAAGAUGAUCUGCCAUGUGUUCGAAUCAGAGGAUGCCCAGCUCAUCGCCCAGUCCAUCGGCCAGGCCUUCAGCGUGGCCUACCAGGAGUUCCUGCGAGCCAAUGGCAUCAACCCCGAAGACCUGAGCCAGAAGGAGUACAGCGAUAUCAUCAACACCCAGGAGAUGUACAACGACGACCUCAUCCACUUCUCCAACUCGGAGAACUGCAAGGAGCUGCAGCUGGAGAAGCACAAGGGCGAGAUCCUGGGUGUGGUGGUGGUGGAGUCAGGCUGGGGCUCCAUCCUGCCCACGGUGAUCCUGGCCAACAUGAUGAAUGGCGGCCCGGCCGCCCGCUCAGGGAAGCUGAGCAUCGGGGACCAGAUCAUGUCCAUCAAUGGCACCAGCCUGGUGGGGCUGCCGCUCGCCACCUGCCAAGGCAUCAUCAAGGGCCUGAAGAACCAGACACAGGUGAAGCUCAACAUCGUCAGCUGUCCCCCGGUCACCACGGUCCUCAUCAAGCGGCCAGACCUCAAGUACCAGCUGGGCUUCAGCGUGCAGAAUGGCAUUAUUUGCAGCCUCAUGAGAGGGGGCAUUGCCGAGCGAGGGGGCGUCCGCGUUGGCCACCGCAUCAUCGAGAUCAACGGGCAGAGCGUGGUGGCCACAGCCCAUGAGAAGAUAGUCCAAGCUCUGUCCAACUCGGUCGGAGAGAUCCACAUGAAGACCAUGCCCGCCGCCAUGUUCAGGCUCCUCACGGGCCAGGAGACCCCGCUGUACAUCUAGGCGCCCCCAGCCUGGCCACGCAGCCUGGACACCGGGCAGGGCCACCCGGGCCCGGAGGAGCUGGGAGCCGGGCCGCAGAUUUGACCCCGACGCCACAGCCCAGCCACGGACACUGGCUCCCCAAAGGGCGUGCCCUCACCGCCCACUUGGUUUCUUUUGUUUUCAUUUUGCCAAAAAGGGGUGUGUCUUUAUCAAAGGAGAGUCACAGAACAAAUGUUUGUAAAGCGUUCGAGUAUUUUGCCACGUUCUGGACUGUCUUCUCCCUGCACCAGCCAGGGUGUGUCUCGGUAGCCGUGCG
Molecule: messenger RNA, 2877 nt
Organism: Mandrillus leucophaeus (drill)
Lineage: Eukaryota; Metazoa; Chordata; Mammalia; Primates; Cercopithecidae
Gene: APBA2
Product: amyloid beta (A4) precursor protein-binding, family A, member 2
Exons: 15
Coding region: 330-2579 (749 amino acids)
Biological process (GO): chemical synaptic transmission
Cellular component (GO): cytoplasm; plasma membrane; dendritic spine
Molecular function (GO): protein binding; amyloid-beta binding
Source: RefSeq, a predicted model, not a curated record